Molecule: messenger RNA, 660 nt
Organism: Cygnus atratus (black swan)
Lineage: Eukaryota; Metazoa; Chordata; Aves; Anseriformes; Anatidae
Gene: RHOD
Product: ras homolog family member D
Exons: 5
Coding region: 1-660 (219 amino acids)
Biological process (GO): small GTPase-mediated signal transduction; cell migration
Molecular function (GO): GTP binding; GTPase activity
Source: RefSeq, a predicted model, not a curated record
AUGCAGCAGGCGCCUGGGGGGCAGAGCCCACCCCGGGGGCCCUCCGAGGCCGCAGGCGCUGAGAUCAAGGCCACUGAGAUCAAGGCCGUCAUCGUCGGGGACGGAGGCUGCGGGAAGACGUCGCUGCUGAUGGUCUUUGCCAGAGGGGACUUCCCCAAGGUCUACGUCCCCACGGUGUUCGAGAAGUACACGGCCUCCUUCCAAGUUGACGGAAAGCCCGCGAAGAUCCACCUCUGGGACACGGCAGGGCAGGAGGACUACGACAGGCUUCGCCCGCUGUCCUACUCAGACGCCAAUGUUGUCCUCAUGUGCUUCGAUGUCACCAACCGCAGCAGCUAUGACAACAUCCUGACGAAGUGGUACCCGGAGGUGAACCACUUCUGCAAGGGCGUCCCAGUCCUGCUGGUGGGCUGCAAGACCGACCUGCGGCAGGACCCCGAGGUGCUGCGCGAGCUGCGGCAGAGCCGCCAGGAGCCCGUCACCUUGCAGCAGGGGGAGGCCAUGGCCCGGCUGGUCCACGCCGCGUCCUACUUCGAGUGCUCGGCCAGGUACCAGGAGAACGUCAGGGACAUCUUCGCUGCCACCUGCGCCACCGCGCUGCGAUCCGCCCGACGGCCCCGACGCAGGAGAUGGCCCCGGGGGGGCUGCACGCUCUGCUGA